AUGGAUCCCUGCCCUUUCGUGCGCAUAACUGUGGGAAAUCUCGCUCUUAAAAUCCCUGUCGCUUCUAAACCUGCUCGCUCUGUCGUUCACCCAUCAUCUUCUCCCUGUUUUUGCAAAAUCAAACUAAAGAACUUCCCUCUUCAAAUGUCUGUCAUUCCCUACAUUCUAUCGGACAACACGCAACUUCCUGAAGGCCAAAUCCAAACUCUAGCUGCCACUUUCCACCUAAGCAAGUCCGAUCUCGACCGUCUCGUUGCUAAAUCUAUUUUCACUAACAAGCUCCACCUCAAAAUCUCAAUCUAUACUGGCCGUCGCGGUACUACUUGUGGAGUGAACUCAGGGAGGUUGUUAGGGAAAGUGUCCGUACCUUUGGAUCUGGCCGGAACGGAAUCUAAAGGUGUUGUGUUUCAUAAUGGAUGGAUUUCUAUUGGAAAAGAGAGUGUUAAAAGUUCCUCUGCUCAAUUUCAUUUGAAUGUUAAAGCUGAGCCUGAUCCAAGGUUUGUGUUUCAAUUCGACGGAGAACCUGAGUGCAGUCCUCAAGUGUUUCAGAUCCAAGGCAAUAUUAGGCAGCCUGUUUUUACUUGCAAAUUCAGCUUCAGAACCACCGGUGACCGCAAUCGGAGAUCCAGAUCAGUACAAGGGGAGCCCAACGGCUCAAGGAACUGGCUAAGUUCAUUUGGUAGCGAAAGAGAGAGGCCGCUAAAAGAACGAAAAGGCUGGACGAUAACAGUCCACGACUUAUCCGGCUCCCCAGUAGCCGCAGCUUCAAUGGUAACUCCAUUCGUACCUUCGCCUGGUUCGGACAGAGUAAGCCGUUCAAACCCCGGUUCAUGGCUCAUCCUCCGCCCUGAAGCCGGUACCUGGAAACCCUGGGGCCGACUCGAGGCUUGGCGCGAGCGUGGCUCAUCUGAUGGACUUGGCUACCGUUUUGAACUAGUCCCUGACACAAACGACGGCAGUAUGAACGCAGCCAGUAUUAUAUUAGCCGAAAGCACUCUAAGUUCGCACAAAGGAGGCAAGUUUGUAAUUGAUAUAGGAGCCGGCUCAAACGGGCGAGCCACGCAGGCAAAUUCGGCUUCUCCUGUGUGUAGCCCAAGGGGUAGUGGCGAUCACGGUUAUGGAUUGUGGCCUUAUUGUGCGUACAGAGGGUUUAUUAUGUCGGCUAGCGUGGAAGGAGAAGGAAAGUGCAGUAAACCUGGCGUCGAAGUUAGUGUGCAGCACGUGAAUUGUACUGAAGAUGCAGCUGCUUUCGUGGCAUUAGCUGCAGCCGUUGAUCUGAGUAUGGAUGCGUGUAAGCUUUUCUCGCAACGGUUAAGAAAAGAGCUCUGUCAAGAUCAGGACUUGCUCGGUUGA
This is a messenger RNA of Dovyalis caffra, 1353 nucleotides long. Lineage: Eukaryota; Viridiplantae; Streptophyta; Magnoliopsida; Malpighiales; Salicaceae. The record is from the annotation of a GenBank genome assembly.